UAUUAUUAGUUAGUUACGGUAGGGUCACACUUUUGUUUUGUUUUGCUUUGCAACUCGACUUUUAAAAUUGCAAUUGCAGCAUGGCCGAAGAACCCGAGGAAUCUGCCAAGAGCUUCGUUAUCUUCGGACGCGAUGUUGCGCAGAUCCCGUGCUUUCGUAACAGUUUUCUCUACGGAAUCAGCGGAGGAAUCGGCAUCGGCCUGCUGACUUUUCUGGGCACCUCGCGAACCCACCUGUCCACCCACGUGGGCUUCGGCUCCUUCUUUUGCGGCACCAUCGCCUACUGGAUGACCUGCAGGUAUCAGUGGUCCGUCAGGAGAUUCGAGCAGCAGCAACUUCGUGAGGCGAUGAGACGACAAGCCAUUUAUGAGGGCACCCAAAGGGAGAGGGACUUAGACUUAAAGUCAGCGUAGCAUAAGUCAGAUCCUUCAUUACCACUUCGAUGUUUGUUUUCACUCUAGGAUACCAAGUAAUCCUGGUAUUGUUAAAUCCCUUGUGUUGUAAACUACCUUUUGUUACCAAACUUUAUAGUAGCCAAUAUAUUAUAUAUAUGUUCUAAGUGAAAUCUUA
Messenger RNA from Drosophila sechellia, 570 nucleotides. It is a transcript of the gene l(3)87Df, whose product is annotated as cytochrome c oxidase assembly factor COX20 lethal (3) 87Df. The record is from RefSeq and is a predicted model, not a curated record. The coding region runs from base 81 to 413 and encodes 110 amino acids. NCBI's taxonomy places the organism in Eukaryota, Metazoa, Arthropoda, Insecta, Diptera, Drosophilidae. Gene Ontology annotation, cellular component: mitochondrial inner membrane; mitochondrion. The transcript has 3 exons. Gene Ontology annotation, biological process: mitochondrial respiratory chain complex IV assembly.